Messenger RNA from Lentinula edodes (shiitake mushroom), 786 nucleotides. RefSeq lists its product as uncharacterized. The record is from RefSeq and is a predicted model, not a curated record. The coding region runs from base 1 to 786 and encodes 261 amino acids. The transcript has 6 exons. NCBI's taxonomy places the organism in Eukaryota, Fungi, Basidiomycota, Agaricomycetes, Agaricales, Omphalotaceae.
AUGGCAGAAAAGAGAAAACUCAUUCACAGGUUAACCAAAACCAUAAUGAAAUCGCACAGGAUGCGAUUGCCCAACCAUCACAACUUGCCUAUUCGUCUGCGACCAUGGUUCAUCGUCUUUACAGUGAUAAUUAUGCUCUGUUUGAUGUUCCUGGGUUUCACCGACUUCUCCCAUUCUCUCCCGCUCAAUGACAAAUUCUUGCAUUUUAUAUGCUUCCUCAUCGCGACGACGGUGUUCUACUUUAUCUUCGAUGUGGAUGAGGAAUAUCGGCGAAUCUGGUUCUGGCGGCACUCUGGCCUGAUACUCACAGGAUUUAUAUGUUUUCUCUGUGGAGGGAUUCUCAGUGAAGUCGUUCAGUCGUUGCUACCUUUCAAGGAAUUCCAAAUGGGGGACGUGAUAGCUAACUUGCUUGGCUCUGCCAUUGGUUUAUAUGCUGCAUAUCACACGGAACGCUACUACCGUCAUAGAAGAGAGAUAUCUCGAUUAUACCGACCUUUAGACACGGACGCUCUUUCCGAUGAAGAUGACGACGAUGCAUCGGGAACCCAGCUCCUUCCAACACACAAUCAUUCACAGCAGCGCAGUAAAGGUUCUUCUACUACAAGCAAAUCCGUACGAUUAGCAGACGUGUGGGACGAGCGGGAAGAGUUGUUUGGAAUUGGUGAAGACAGUGAUGUUGAUGAGGAGGAGGGUGAUUCGAAUGGAUCUGCUCCAAGCAAUACUAGAAUCACUUCUCAGACUCAUCCACCGUUGCCGAAAGUCGUAGUCACCGCGAGCAGUUCGUGA